CUCGUGUGUUCAAAUGCCGUGAGUGCUCUGAGAGAGAGAGAGCGAGAGAGCGAGAGAGCGAGAGAGAGAGAGAGAGAGAGAGAGAGAGAAAGAGGGGAAGGAAGACAGAAAAGGAAAGUAGAAAGAGGAAGGGCACAUGACCCAAUAAACACCCCGUUCGUCUUGAGAAGAAGACAAACAGACACUGACUUUCUGAAAGGACAUUUUUAUGAGGACUUUUAUCUAAAGGAUUAUUUUAUGGCUUGAAGAAUUGACAGGAGUUCCACCGGAUGAGUGUCAAUACCUCUUUAGAUCAUGGAGGAACAAAAUUUGAAUUGCUCCAAUGAAACCAACCCUCAUCCUCAUCAGCCCUACAGUGAUGCAGAGACUGUGAUCCUGGCCACUGUGAUAGGACUCUUAGUCCUGGCUAUCGUCUUCGGGAACAUUCUGGUUAUUACAGCGAUCGCACGUUUCCAGCGUCUGCAGACGGUCACUAAUUGCUUCAUCAGCUCUUUGGCAUGUGCUGACCUGGUCAUGGGGCUUCUAGUUGUGCCCUUCGGGGCUUGUGAUAUCCUCCUCGAGAAGUGGAAAUUUGGGAAUUUUUUCUGCAAAUUCUGGUUGUCAGCAGACGUACUGGGCGUAACCGCUAGCAUCGAGACUUUGUGCAUCAUAGCCCUGGACCGCUACCUGGCGAUCAUGUGGCCACUUCGAUACCAUACGCUUCUGACCAAACGCCGGGCCUGUUGGGUGAUUCUGAUCGUGUGGAUGGUGGCUGGUCUCAUAUCAUUUCUGCCUAUCCACAUGAACUGGUGGGUUUCGAACAGUACCAAUGCGACAUGCUGCCUGAAUGACCCGACCUGCUGCGAAUUCAACAUCAACAAAACCUACGGGUUUACGUCCUCCAUCAUCUCGUUCUACGUCCCACUCAUAAUCAUGAUAUUUGUCUACACCCGGGUCUACCGGGAAGCUCGGCGGCAGCUCCGAAACAUCUACCGCGUAGAAGGUCACAUUCGGAAGCAAAACAUAUGUGGGCAGGAUGGGAACGAGGUUCGGAAUCGCAAGACCAGGUUCGGCCUCAAAGACCACAAAGCCUUGAAGACGCUCGGGAUCAUCAUGGGCAUCUUCACGCUUUGCUGGCUGCCGUUUUUUAUCUUAAACGUGGUCAUGUUGGCAUUGGGAACAGAAGUCCCCGAGUUGAGUGUGUAUAAAGUCUUGAACUGGAUAGGUUACGCUAACUCGGCCUUCAACCCAAUGAUCUACUGCAGGAGCCCAGAGUUCAGAUGUGCUUUCCAAGAAAUCUUGUGCAGAAAAAGGCCUCCAUUUUCAAACAAAACGGAAUAUAUUUACAGCAACCAGACUAAGUCAAUGGGUUUAUCGGACUGUGGAACGGUAGAGCUCGGGACCUGCUCAUUACCUGCUGGUUCCUCCAACACCAAUGGGAAUUGUAACAGAACACAAUGUUCCUCCAUGAUUUAACUAUUUAUUGUGUAUAGAAAUCCCAUUUCUUAACAUUUUUGUUUCCCCUUGCCAUCGCGUUUGGAUUUGAAACAUCAGAACAAUUGGGUAAGAGAACAAACGGAAUACGAUACGUGCCGCACAAGCGACCUUUGCUCCGAAUAUCGAGCAGAUAUAGAGUCCGAUACGAGUGCGGAGAAACGACCGCUUCCAUGAAUAUUUAGGUACAAGGUAUAGGGCAAAGCUUGACAUUUGGAACGUGUUUCUAUACUACAAGGACACACGUUACACGUAAGCUACCUCAUGACACUCUGGCACAUGUCUUCACCACCAUAAACACUUCCAGGGAAAAAAAAAACUCCUAAUGAACACUACGUUAAAUGAGUGUAGCUGAUCUGAGACCAGCAACCUUAUUUUAUAUUAUUCAUUUUCUUACACUUACUACAUUCCAUUCAAAGGCCGAAGUGUGUAUUUUAAAAGCAGGGACUUCUUUACAUAUUAUUAUAUAUAUAUAUACACACACACACACACACACACACACACACACGCACACAUACAUCUGCAAUCCCUUGUCUGAAGGCGAAGGAAAUCUGAGCUUCUGACGUGACGAGGAGCAACAGGUGAAGGUUUGCUGGCUUGCUGUGCUAUAACCAGCUGCACUUAUGAAAAGGGGAGGAACAAAAAAAAAAGUAAAAGUUGCCCAGUCUGCGUACUUCAACCUUCCCCUAUUAACAUUUCUAUUCUAUUCUGCAGUACGACGACGUUCUAAUAUAACAAUUGCGAUUGUUUCGAAAGGCUUUGGAUACGGACAGAGAACUCUGUGGUAUUUUCUAUAAUCAGUGCACAUGCAUCGAUCCUCAAACGUCGCCCUUUCUGUUUCUUCGCCGCCUCCUAGUUAGUCAGUGUGUCAUGUUUACAGAGAUUCUUGAGCAAACUGUCCAAAAGGGCAGCCAGGGAAAAAAAAAAGGAAUCUCCUGAUAUGGUUCCACUUAGGUUGGUGUUUGUGUUUACAAAAUGAAUGAGGGAAUUUUAUGUUUAACAGAAUCUGGUUCUUAUUAUAGAGGAAGGUGUUCUGGUCUUUCUGUCUAAACUGAAGUGGUUUUUUUCUUUUUUUACAUGACAUGACCAGUGUUUCCUAUCUGUAGGCAUGUAUGUGUGUGUGUGUGUGUGUGUGUGUGUGUGUGUGUGUGUGACAAGCUUGCUGCUACAGGUUGUCUGAUGCAACAUGCAAGUAUUUACAAACCAUCAGGUCGAGUGGGUUGUUUUACUUUAGGUUUUGAUGAGGUUAUACAGCGUAAAGCACAAAUAAAUGGUACUGUAAAUUUCUUCGAAGACGGAUUGCACACUGUAUAUAAAGUACAUAGGAGAUAUAAAUAUAUAUAUAACUAUAAUUUAUUGUCCCAUCGACAUCCAUAAUGUAAGUGAAUGUUACAUUGCAUUUGAGAACCCUGUUUAAUGUCAUUCCACCUAAAAGCUCUUAAUUCUCUUUCUCUCUCACACACACACGUUUCCACUGCACUGCGAAAUGCUUUGUGUGUUUUUGCGCCUCUUUUAUUUUGUAUCGUCGAGGCACUUUGUUAAAUGUAAAAUGUGAAAUGUGAAGAAUUAAACAGUGGUUGUGUAAAACA
Molecule: messenger RNA, 3062 nt
Organism: Silurus meridionalis
Lineage: Eukaryota; Metazoa; Chordata; Actinopteri; Siluriformes; Siluridae
Gene: adrb2b
Product: adrenoceptor beta 2, surface b
Exons: 2
Coding region: 295-1455 (386 amino acids)
Biological process (GO): adenylate cyclase-activating adrenergic receptor signaling pathway; norepinephrine-epinephrine-mediated vasodilation involved in regulation of systemic arterial blood pressure; negative regulation of smooth muscle contraction
Cellular component (GO): membrane
Molecular function (GO): norepinephrine binding; beta2-adrenergic receptor activity
Source: RefSeq, a predicted model, not a curated record